This is a messenger RNA of Helobdella robusta, 1323 nucleotides long. RefSeq lists its product as hypothetical. The record is from RefSeq and is a predicted model, not a curated record. The transcript has 5 exons. Lineage: Eukaryota; Metazoa; Annelida; Clitellata; Rhynchobdellida; Glossiphoniidae. The coding region runs from base 175 to 633 and encodes 152 amino acids.
UGAAUGUCGGGAUUGUUAUAUUUUUUAGUUUGAAGUUUCCCGAUUUCAUUGAAAACUAAUUGAAAACCAUAUUUAGAUUUGUCUAUUUAGUGCAAUUUGAACAUCUUUAUAGCGUGUGAUUGUAUUUAUAUUUUAUUGUUAUAUUAUAUAUAAAGAAAUAAUUUUUUGUGUGAGAUGACAGCUCCUGGUGGCCUACCCAGGCGUAUACUGAAGGAAACUCAACGGUUGAAAGCAGAACCUGUCCCAGGAAUAGAAGCCACACCUGAUGAGAACAAUGCUAGAUAUUUUCAUGUCAUUGUAGUUGGUCCCAAAGAUUCUCCGUAUGAGGGUGGGGUCUUCAAGUUGGAACUCUUCCUACCAGAGGAGUAUCCCAUGUCAGCACCAAAAGUCAGAUUUAUGACAAGAAUAUAUCACCCAAACAUAGAUAAACUAGGAAGGAUUUGCUUGGAUAUUCUAAAAGAAAAAUGGAGCCCCGCCCUACAAAUUCGUACAGUGUUAUUAUCAAUACAAGCCCUCCUGAGUGCACCCAACCCUGAUGAUCCUCUAGCCAAUGAUGUCGCUGAACAGUGGAAGGUCAACGAGGCUCAAGCCAUUGAAACUGCAAGGCAAUGGACACGGAGAUAUGCCAUGUGAUGAUCAAUGCAUGUCAUUAGUUCCAUGUAAAUUUAAAUAGUUUAACCGAAAAUUCGUUUUUAUUGACAAGUUUAUUAUUACAAAUAUUGUUAUUAAUAAUUGUUUGUUUGUCUGUCUGUUUGUCUGUCUGUCUGUCUGUUUGAUACUGUGUGAGCCCAUUAAAUCUUAGGAGAUAACUUUUAAAACGAAUAAAUAAAUUAGUUUUUUUUCCAUCUGAAAUGAUGGUUGCAGUGGUGAUGUUGAUUAUGUGACGAUGAUGAUGAUGAUGAGGGUGAUGUCAUUUUAAUAGCGAGGCUAUAAAUAAAUUAUGAUGACGACGACGACGAUGAUGAAGGUUUUAUUGCUAUGAACAUUUUAUUACCUUACGUCUUCGUAAGUACUUUUUUUUUCAUUGCUUUAAUUAAUGUAGCCACAUUUUCUAUGUUGAUAAUGACGAUACACCGUUUAUAUGCAUAGCAUAUUCAUACAUUUAUAAUACAUAUUACACUUAAAUAUUCAAACUUUCAGUCACUAUAUUAAUAACGUUAAUGUUGAUUUCGUCUCACAAAUAAGUUUUUUGGUACAACGAAAUUUAGUUGCUAAUGUAUUCAUCAUUAAUCUUAAUUACUGUUAAUUAUUAUUAUUUCAUUUGACUAACAUUUUGUUAUCGGUUAUUUUUGAAUACAUCUACAAUAAAAGGCUAAAAUUAAG